Amblyraja radiata (thorny skate) is the source of this 1491-nucleotide messenger RNA. RefSeq names its product disintegrin and metalloproteinase domain-containing protein 12-like. The transcript has 12 exons. Gene Ontology annotation, molecular function: metalloendopeptidase activity. Gene Ontology annotation, biological process: proteolysis. The record is from RefSeq and is a predicted model, not a curated record. The coding region runs from base 1 to 1491 and encodes 496 amino acids. Lineage: Eukaryota; Metazoa; Chordata; Chondrichthyes; Rajiformes; Rajidae.
AUGGGCCUUCCUAACGGUAAACCCAUGGAAACAAACUGGCUGGACAGGGUCCUUUGCCACGUCAUCAGAAACUGCGUGGACCAGCUAGCGCGAGUGAAGAGGGAUGUGUUUGCAGAGGCACGGUACAUCGAAAUGGUGCUGGUUGCAGACAAUGCCGAGUACCAGAAAUUCGGCGAAAAUAAACAGAAAAUGGUGGACCGGCUGCUCAAUAUCGUUAACACUGCCGACCUGGUGAGAUACUACAGAACAUUCUUCAACAUCCGCAUCGCUCUGGUUGGGGCCGAGGUGUGGACCUAUGACCAGGUCAAGAUAGAUCACAAGGCUAUGAUAAUGCAGACACGUUUCCUACGUUGGAGAGAGAAAGUCUUACUCCCACGACUCUACAAUGACAACGCCCACCUCAUCUUAGGGGGCUAUUUUAUUGACGGAGUCGCUGGGCUGGCAUCAUUUGGGAGCAUGUGUUCUGCCAAACUAUCUGGAGGCGUCAACCUGGACACUGAUUACAACAUUCUGGGAGUCUCUGCAACGCUUUCCCACGAGCUCGGACACAAUCUUGGAUUGUCUCACGACAGUGAACAGCGGAAAUGUAAAUGCCCGUACCCGAAGGCUAACUGCAUCAUGCAACCUGAACUGAGCACACCAUUCCCAUCAAAAUUCAGCAGCUGCAGCCGGACCGAUAUGAUGAAAAGCCUGCAGCAGGGUGGAGGACAUUGUCUCUACAACAUUCCCAUAAUGGAUAACCUGGUCGGAGGCCCAAAGUGUGGGAACAUGUACUUGGAGAAGGGCGAACAGUGUGACUGUGGCAGUCCUGCGCAAUGUAAGGACCCCUGCUGUAAUCCGUCAUCUUGUAAACUCAAGCGUGGAGCAAAAUGUUCAUCUCUUGGUCCAUGCUGCAAGAAUUGCAAAUUCCUCCCAGCAGGCACGGUGUGUAGGCCCAGACGGGGAGAGUGCGACCUGCCCGAGUUCUGCACGGGAAGCUCCCAAGAUUGCCCCAACAAUCACUACAUGAAAGAUGGCUACACCUGCAGCAACGGGACUUUUUUCUGCAACCAGGGAUUCUGCCAGUCUGCAGACAAGCAAUGCCAGGAGAUCUGGGGCAACGAUGCCAAGUCCGCUGUGAAAAUUUGCUAUGAAGUUACAAAUACGGUAGGAUCCGAGUAUGGGCAUUGUGGUACGGACAAUGAUGGCAAAUACGUCAAAUGCAGUGCUGGAAAUAUAUUGUGUGGAAAACUCCAGUGUCAGGGUGGAUCAGUUUCAAAUCUGGGAUUCAACACAAAAGUGGUAACCAACAGCCUUAUGACUAAAGGUGGAACCAUUGUCUGCCGCACAGCACAUUCUUUCUUAAGUGAUGCCAGUAAUCCGAAUUUAAUACUAGAAGGCACCAAGUGUGCACCGAACAAGGCCUGUAUGGAACGCAAGUGCCAGGAUGAAGCGCAGUUCAAUAUCAAAAGCUGUCACGACACGUGCAACAACAAAGGGGUACGACACUGA